CUGUGUCUCUGUGUGUGUCUGUCUGUGUGUCUCUGUGUGUGUGUCUGUGUGUGUGUCCAAGGCUAAACGCCGCGAGGGGGUGAGGGUGCUGGCUCGAGUUAGAGGAGGGGUUUCAUGAAGUGGUGGUUGAUGAGCUGCGAGAUGGAGGCCGCUUAAAGAGCGGCAGAGAAGUGGGGGUGGGGGGAAUUGCUCUGGUCUGGUUCGGAGUCUUAACCCCGUGCAGGUUGCUGUGCGGUGCUGUUGGCUACUGUCAACGCGUGCACGAUAGCAUACACAUGCACGUGACACGUUAACAGUGCGUUCAUCGUUUGGGUGGUUUGUCAGGUAAACUAGUUUGCAUGCGUGUUGAACUUCUUUCGCUCGUCGGAGGUGACGGGAGAGUUGACCGCGAACUAAACGCACGCAAAAAAGCAGUUCUGAACACACCCGUUCUCAGUCCGUAUUUAACAGUGCAUAGCUCCAGUGGCUUCCUAACAAUAGGAAGGAAGAGCGUUCCAAUACAGUUCGCCGCGGAAGGGCUUCUGAAAGCGCCGCGAUGCAGUGAAUACAAUUUGUUUGACGGCUUGCAGGCAGAAGCCGUGAGGAUGAGCGCGGAGUUGGUAUGAUGAUGAUGAUGGUUUAAGCCCCUUGACGAGAUCGGCGAAGCGUCGUGGUUCAUUCGCCGCAUGAGUGGGGGGCUCCCAAUGUAUUCGUUUCAGCAAACGGGAGCAUGCGUUGCAAUUGAAUCGUGUGGUUAGCGCACGUUUCGGUACGUGUUGAUUAGUGUUUGUGUGCGCUCGUGUCUGCCGGGUACACGUGUGUAACGCGUGUGGUGUCCGUGCAUGCGUUGUUUGCACGUGUCUUCAGUUGCGCAUAGUCUUUCUUGUGUGCACGUUCGCUUACCGUGUUUUGCGUUGGUGCAUAUCGGAUGUGUCGGUGCACUGCGAGAGAGAGAGAGGAGUGCGUGUUGUGGGAGGCGUGUGGAGCGCACACGUGUGUGUGCAUUUAACAACAAGUCUCUCACUCUCGUGUGUAUUAUACAAGACAGCAGGAGGAUAAUAUUGUACUAUAAUAUUUGCAUGGCUAUAUCGUUAUAUAAUUGCCUUUUUGUGCGUUAGUUUGUUGUCCUUCCCCCGCACCUCCGAUUAGCGCGGUUGGCUACGUACGGUGCGAAAGAAGUUCUACAUGCAUACGUAUACACAACUGUGUACUUUCACUGCGAUGCUACAAAUAAUAAUACAUGAGUAGAGGUGUCAAGCUCAUUAGCCUGAUAGGUCCGUGCAUACCCACACAGAAAGAGGAGGACAUUAUCCGAAACCCUGCCCGCCCCACGUGGCGACGUUUCGGGGCCGCAUCACGCAGCCAUGACCAGCCUCAAGUGUUACUCCAAGGUGUGGGAGGUGUUUGAGACUCCCAACAACAUCACCAAGCUGGCCCAGUGCAAGCUUUGCCAGAAUUUUCUCGCGUACCGCCAGAGCACCAGCAACCUGCGCAAACACAUCCGCUCCAAGCACCCGGCCGAGUUCGAGAAGCUCUACCCGCCCGACGAGGUCUCCUUCGCCAUCCAGCACCUGUCCACCAAGACGGACCCGAGCGACGGCGUGACCGAGGGCGUGCAGUACGUCUUCGAGACCAUUGACAUCCCGUCGGCCAGCAUCCUCACGGCCGCCACGCAGGCCGCGGUGCACGCCGAGGCCGGGACCGUGGUGGUGGAGUCGGCCGAGGCGAUCGAGGAAGAGGAGGAGGAGGCGUCCAAGUCGGGCAAGAAGAGGAAGAGGCGCCAGCAGCAGCAGAGUGCGGCGCAGACUUACGCCAAGCGACUGGCCUUCACAGGUCGGAUGGCGAGCCCUCUGGAGCAAGUGCGAGGCAUCAUUCCUCCGCUCUCUCCCUCAAAACACAAAGGCCAAGCCGGCCGCGUCGGAAUCGUGGGCGGCUCCCGGGACUAUGCUGGAGCACCGUAUUUUGCUGCCAUCUCUGCUUUGAAAGUGGGAGCCGACCUCUCCCAUGUGUUCUGCACGAAGGACACAGCGGUGGUUAUCAAGUCCUACAGCCCCGAGCUCAUCGUUCACCCAAUCCUGGACCACGAGAACAUUGGGCAGGAGAUGGACACAUGGUUGCCACGUCUUAACUCCCUGGUGGUUGGGCCAGGGCUCGGCCGUGACCCCGAGAUCCUGGAGAAUGUCAAGAUUAUUAUUGAGAAGGCAAAGAGCAAAGGAAUUCCUAUUGUCAUUGAUGCUGAUGGCCUGUGGCUGGUGACACAGAACCCUGCUCUCAUACAUGGACACCGGUUCAUCAUCCUCACCCCCAACGCCAUUGAGUUCAACCGGCUGCAGCAGACGACCCUGGGAGAGGGCACGGCUGUGCAAGGGAACAAAUACGCGGCGCUCACGCAGCUGUGCCUCGCCCUGGGAAACGUCACCAUCGUGCAGAAAGGGCAGGAAGACCUGGUGUCGGACGGGGAGACCGUGCUCGUGUGUGAGCACGAAGGCAGCUUCCGCAGGUGCGGUGGCCAGGGCGACCUCCUUUCUGGUGCCACGGGCAUCAUGGUUUACUGGGCCCUCGCCGCCAACCCCACCAUCUCCAACGGCGUGAACCCUACGCUGCUGGGGGCGUACGGAGCGUGCACUCUAACGCGGCAGUGCAACCGCCAAGCCUUCCUCAAGCACGGCCGCUCCACCACCACCGAGGACAUGAUUGCCGAGAUCGGGCCCGCCUUCCGCAUGCUCUACGGGGACUGAUUGCGCUCUCCAGCCUGACCUCCCACCCCAUACUGCUCACCCAAGCACAUGGGACAGCCCCGAUCAAACAGCAUAUUAAAUCUUCUUUGGUUCUUUCGGUAGUCACGUAGAAUGAGAAUAAAAUAAUAAAAUAAAACAAAAUUCUCACGUUUCGGCCACAACACAAGGCUACUUGUGUUGUGGCCAAAAAACGUCGUGAGAAUUUUAUUGUUUUAUUUUAUUCUCAUUCUACGUGACUUUACCGAAAGAACCAAAGAAGAUGAAUCCUUGCAGUCACGAAAGCUUUAAAUCGGAGGCAUAUUAAAUCUUUGCUUUUUUCUUACACCGAGUAUAGAAAAGCGCUAACCUGUGCUGUGUAAGGAUGACAUUUGGGGGUGAAAUGGUUUUGUUCAAAAUUUAAGUGCCACCCUUUCUAGGGAAAGUGUGAUGAUUUACAAGUUUUAUUUAAUGCGUAAUUGACAGUAAGACACAUUUUUUCCUCCUGCAAUAUAAACCAGAGCAUUAACUGCAGUGUUUCUCCAACCGAAUUGAUACUGUGCACAAAUCCCACAGGAUAUGGCCAUGCUUAAUUAUAACUGACAGCAGGAUUUAAAACAUUCAAAUGGAUGAAGCAAGCAGUGCUAAUGGUGAGGGGGAGGCACCCCUCCUGAGAAAAUGUUGCCUUCAGUCUCGUUCUGUUGAACGUGGCAGGGUGAACUUGAUCAUUAGUGGAAAAUUUAAAUAGCCUGCAUUACACAGCCGCUUUUGAGGAGAGGUGCAGUUUUUACAUAGAAGUAAACAGCAAUUUGGUUUGGCAAAUUAUCUUAAGGUUUUGCCACACCUUCAUCAACACUCUUAUGAUGUGCAAGAUGUAUUUGGGUGUGGUGAUUAAAUACACAAUGAUAGCUACGUGUUUAUAAUAUGCCAAACAAUGGGUACUAUUCAGGCUGUCCUAUAUCACUCAGAUUUAAAAGUUGUACAAAACUGAAAAUAAAUGUUUUGAAAAUCUAA
Messenger RNA from Petromyzon marinus (sea lamprey), 3707 nucleotides. RefSeq names its product NAD(P)HX dehydratase (gene NAXD). The record is from RefSeq and is a predicted model, not a curated record. Gene Ontology annotation, molecular function: DNA binding; ATP-dependent NAD(P)H-hydrate dehydratase activity. Gene Ontology annotation, biological process: metabolite repair. Lineage: Eukaryota; Metazoa; Chordata; Hyperoartia; Petromyzontiformes; Petromyzontidae.